CCUGUGGAUGCCCCGGCCUGGCCCGGGUGGGCGUCCGGGACGGCCGGGAGCGCCGGCAUGUCGGAGGCGACCCGGAGCUUGCUGCAGCGCUGGGGCGCCAGUUUGCGCAGAGGCGCUGACUUCGACUCGUGGGGCCAGUUGGUGGAAGCCAUCGACGAGUAUCAGAUAUUAGCAAGACAUCUACAGAAAGAGGCCCAAGCUCAACACAAUAAUUCUGAGUUCACAGAAGAACAAAAGAAGACCAUAGGCAAAAUUGCAACAUGCUUGGAAUUACGAAGUGCAGCUUUGCAAUCCACACAAUCCCAAGAAGAAUUUAAGCUGGAGGAUCUGAAGAAGCUAGAGCCAAUCCUAAAGAAUAUUCUUACCUAUAAUAAAGAAUUCCCAUUUGAUGUUCAGCCUGUCCCCCUAAGAAGGAUUUUAGCUCCUGGAGAAGAAGAGAAUUUGGAGUUGGAAGAAGAUGAAGAGGAGGGUGGAGCCGGAGCAGGUUCUCCAGGUUCCAUGCCUGCAAGAGUCCCCGGCACUUUGCUACCGAGGUUACCGUCAGAGCCCGGCAUGACGCUGCUCACCAUCCGCAUCGAGAAGAUCGGCUUGAAAGAUGCGGGCCAGUGUAUCGACCCCUACAUCACUGUCAGUGUCAAGGAUCUGAAUGGCAUAGAUCUGACUCCUGUGCAGGACACGCCUGUGGCUUCCCGGAAAGAAGACACAUACGUGCAUUUCAACGUGGGCAUUGAGCUCCAGAAACACGUGGAAAAGUUAACGAAAGGUGCUGCCAUUUUUUUUGAAUUCAAACACUACAAGCCCAAGAAGAGAUUUACUAGCACCAAGUGUUUUGCCUUUAUGGAGAUGGAUGAGAUUAAACCAGGCCCGAUGGUAAUCGAGCUGUACAAGAAGCCCACUGACUUUAAAAGAAAGAAGUUGCAACUGUUGACAAAGAAGCCACUUUAUCUCCACCUCCACCAGACUUUGCACAAGGAGUGACCCUGUUAUGGGUAGCUGGAACCGCUGUGAACCCAACCACUUGGUAGAAACCACCAGAACUGUGGCCUUGCAUUGACCAACAGGCCUGUACACCCGCUAAUUCGUCAGUCAGAAUUUAGAUCCCAACACAU
Suncus etruscus (white-toothed pygmy shrew) is the source of this 1109-nucleotide messenger RNA. It is a transcript of the gene AIDA, whose product is annotated as axin interactor, dorsalization associated. The record is from RefSeq and is a predicted model, not a curated record. Gene Ontology annotation, cellular component: membrane. Bases 58 to 978 code for a protein of 306 amino acids. Gene Ontology annotation, biological process: determination of ventral identity. The transcript is spliced from 10 exons. Gene Ontology annotation, molecular function: phosphatidylinositol binding. NCBI's taxonomy places the organism in Eukaryota, Metazoa, Chordata, Mammalia, Eulipotyphla, Soricidae.